Molecule: messenger RNA, 649 nt
Organism: Oryctolagus cuniculus (rabbit)
Lineage: Eukaryota; Metazoa; Chordata; Mammalia; Lagomorpha; Leporidae
Gene: TSTD1
Product: thiosulfate sulfurtransferase like domain containing 1
Cellular component (GO): cytoplasm
Molecular function (GO): thiosulfate-thiol sulfurtransferase activity
Source: RefSeq, a predicted model, not a curated record
AACAGGUGCUGCGGGGGCGGAGCGGGAGGCUCUCCCUCCGCUUCCGGUUCCGGUUGGCUCCUGGAGGGAGGGAGAGAUGUUACCGGCACCGAGGGGGAGUGCCUUGGCCUUAUUCCUGGGAUUUGCAAUCGCGGCGCGCACCAUGGCUGGAGCACCCACGGUCUCGCUCCCCGAACUCCGAUCACUCCUAGCCGCUGGUCGCGCCCGGCUCUUCGAUGUGCGAUCUCGGGAGGAAGCAGCAGCGGGGACGAUCCCGGGGGCGCUCAACAUCCCGGGUACAAGAUGGAGAAGGGAGGUCCCCGUGUCAGACUAGGACAGCCGGGAAGGGCUCACCGAGGGUGUCCGAGCUGGAAAGCGCCCUGCAGAUGGAGCCGGCUGCUUUCCAGGCCAGGUACUCCGCUCAGAAGCCCACGCUGGAGGAGGAGAACCUCGUUUUCUUCUGUCAGAUGGGCCGGCGGGGCUCCCAGGCCGCGCAGCUGGCCCGGAAGCUUGGAUACACAGGGGCACGAAACUACGCUGGGGCCUAUAGAGAAUGGUUGGAGCAACAGGGUUAGGUUGGAGGUGGCUGCUCUAGCCAGGGCUGGUGAAGGGACUGACCCGCUGAGUUGGGCAGCACAUGCAAGCCUGCAAUAAAGAACAUUUUCUGAAA